Diceros bicornis minor is the source of this 2647-nucleotide messenger RNA. RefSeq names its product aquaporin 4 (gene AQP4). Gene Ontology annotation, molecular function: water channel activity. The transcript is spliced from 4 exons. Gene Ontology annotation, biological process: transmembrane transport. Bases 25 to 930 code for a protein of 301 amino acids. The record is from RefSeq and is a predicted model, not a curated record. Gene Ontology annotation, cellular component: basolateral plasma membrane; plasma membrane. NCBI's taxonomy places the organism in Eukaryota, Metazoa, Chordata, Mammalia, Perissodactyla, Rhinocerotidae.
CCUUUGUGUAGAAGAGAGAGCAUCAUGGUGGCCUUCAAAGGGGUCUGGACUCAAGCUUUCUGGAAAGCAGUCACAGCGGAAUUUCUGGCUAUGCUUAUUUUUGUUCUCCUCAGCCUGGGAUCCACCAUCAACUGGGGUGGAACAGAAAAGCCCUUACCUGUCGACAUGGUUCUCAUCUCCCUUUGCUUUGGACUCAGCAUUGCAACUAUGGUGCAGUGCUUCGGCCACAUCAGUGGCGGCCAUAUCAACCCAGCUGUGACGGUGGCCAUGGUGUGCACCAGGAAGAUUAGCAUCGCCAAGUCUGUCUUCUACAUUGCGGCCCAGUGCCUGGGCGCCAUCAUUGGAGCAGGGAUUCUCUACCUCGUCACACCUCCGAGUGUGGUGGGGGGCUUGGGAGUCACCACGGUUCAUGGAAAUCUUACUGCUGGUCAUGGUCUCCUGGUGGAGUUGAUAAUCACAUUUCAGUUGGUGUUUACUAUUUUUGCCAGCUGUGAUCCCAAACGGACUGAUGUCACUGGUUCAGUAGCUUUAGCAAUUGGAUUUUCUGUGGCAAUUGGACAUUUAUUUGCAAUCAAUUACACUGGUGCCAGCAUGAACCCCGCCCGAUCCUUUGGACCUGCAGUUAUCAUGGGAAAUUGGGAAAACCAUUGGAUAUAUUGGGUUGGACCAAUAAUAGGAGCUGUCCUCGCUGGUGGCCUUUAUGAGUAUGUCUUCUGUCCAGAUGUUGAACUCAAACGUCGUUUUAAAGAAGCCUUCAGCAAAGCUGCCCAGCAAACAAAAGGGAGCUACAUGGAGGUGGAGGACAACAGGAGCCAGGUAGAGACAGACGACUUGAUUCUAAAACCUGGAGUGGUGCACGUGAUUGACAUUGACCGGGGUGAGGAGAAGAAGGGGAAAGAUCCAUCUGGAGAGGUGUUGUCUUCAGUAUGACUAGAAGAUAGCACUGAAAGCAGACAAGAACCCUCAGAACUGUCCUCAGAUUUCCUUCCACCCAUUAAGGAAACAGAUUUGUUAUAAAUUAGACAUGUGCAGGUUUGUUGUUUCAUGUCAUAUUACUCAGUCUAGAUCAUAAAUAUUUCAUGAUUUGCCAAGGAGGAAUGGAAGAAACCUAUUGUGAAUUCCAAAUCUAAAAAAAAUAUUUGUAAAGUAUCUGCAAAGCAAAUAUGUAUCUAAUUUGUCUAGUUGCCAUUCAUAAAUAAUCAGUUUAAAAUGUGUAUCAAGAUUUGAUUAAGUCUUGCCUGACAGAACUUGCAGACAUAUCUAUCAGCUUAUUCCUCCUCUACCAUGAAACUGGAAUUGUCAAUCCUUGUUUGAGUAUUUAUUCCAUUAAAUCAAGUUAAUCAAUGGCAAAGUACAGUAUGUCACAGAAUCAUGCACAUUCAAGAGAGGAAAUAUAACAAGCUCUUUUAUGAGCAAUCCCUUAUUUAUAAACUACCUCGGCAAAAGAAUAUUAACAAGGGUCAUUGCUGAUGAAUUGUUUCCGUUUAUAUUUCAAAUACCCAACUUUCAACCCAAACUCCAAUUUAUAAUAUGCCUUCCUCCUCCUGAAUGCCCAAGGUAAUGUGGAACUAAAGCCCAGAAAUUUGAAUGUUCAGAAACCCUGUGUAUUUAUUAAUUCCACCUAUUAAAACAUCCAAAUCAUAAGGAACACCUAUCGAGAUUCAGGAUAAACAGUCUCAUAAGAUCUUAUGGGGGUGGGGAGAAAAUUACCAUUAUACAAAAAUCAUAAGGACAAAGGAAAUCUUUAGUUUAGUAUCAAACAGUUGAUCUGUUUUCAGUGCACAUCCUCAGAUGCACUACAUGAAGUUAACAAUCUAAGCUUUUAACCGCUUAACCACUCUGCUUAUUUUUUUAAAUUUAUUGACAAAACUAGGGGUUUUGUUGGUUUGUAACUUUGGUUAUCUAUAUUUAAACAUUAGCUGAGACAUAUUUUUGACAAGAAGAAGGUAACUAGUUGAAUCCUGACUUUUUGUUGAUUAUUAAGCUCUGCUCACUCUGGAAGGUGCAAGCUGGUCCUGCCCAGUCCCAAUCUCUGUUGCUCUCUCACUUCUCAUGACAUUUGUUGAUAAUCUUCACUGUGUGUGUAAUGAUAUUUUAAUGAAUUAAAUGCAUGAGAGACAAGGAACAACAUCGUUGCAGAAUAAAAGGGUGAAGACAUGAGAACACUGUAGUCAAAGCUGACGAGAUGACCAAUCUCACUUGUGGAGAUGUUAUAUGUAAGUCAACACAUUUUUGAAGUGUUUUCAUUAUUGACUCGUUUAUUUGUCAAAAUAGUUUGUUUUUUCUGUACUGUUUUGCCUUAUGUCAGUAGAAAGGUCUCUGGAAAGCCCAGUUUCAAUCAUCUGAACCGUCUAGUCUAGACUUUAUGUUAGACAAAGAGCUGCAAAUGUCAAUUUCACUGAACAAAAGCUAGUAGUAAAGCAAAAACCUAUCACUGCAAAGAGUGCCUUGUAAAUAGCUGAUAAUCAAAGGUUUUCUUUUCCCACACACAGUUCCAACUGUGUGCCACUUGUUAGUGUUAAUGGCAGUUGUGUGUCUGUGGCAGUAAGAUAAUGGACCACUAUUAAAUCCGAUUCUCUUCAGUGCUAGGAAAGUGAUGCAUGAGGUUCCCAGACAGUUAUCACACACUGUAGCGCCUGAGAGUGCU